AUGGGUGACCACUAUGGCUUCUCUCUGACCACAUUCAGUCCGUCAGGAAAAUUGAUGCAGAUCGAAUACGCACUGAAUGCAGUGAAAAAUGGCCAGCCGUCAGUCGGACUAAGAGCUAAGGAUGGUGUGGUGCUGUCGACUGAAAAUAUUGCCUCUGUAUUGUUUGAAGAUCAGCCGAAAAUCGAGAAGAUUAGCAAGCAUAUCGGAUGUGUGUACAGUGGAAUGGGCCCAGACUUCCGAAUUCUUGUCAAACGAGCUCGAAAGAUAGCCAUGGAAUAUGAAAUGAUGUAUGGAGAAGAAAUUCCCACAACUCAACUGGUUACACAGAUUGCAGCUGUCAUGCAGGAAUA
Cooperia oncophora is the source of this 350-nucleotide messenger RNA. The record is from the annotation of a GenBank genome assembly. Lineage: Eukaryota; Metazoa; Nematoda; Chromadorea; Rhabditida; Trichostrongylidae.